AUGACUUCAACAAAUGAAGUGAUUGAUCUGAGGAUUGUUCUUCUGGGCAAAACUGGAUCAGGAAAAAGUGCGACAGGAAACACAAUCCUGGGACGAAAGGCUUUUGACGAUUUUGAGUUUAUGAAAUCAGCCGAUAAACUGUGUAAGAAAAAGGAAGCAGUAGUCGGUGGACGGACCAUCUCUAUAGUCGACACUCCAGGACUGUUUAACACAGCUGUGAGCAAACAGCAGCUGAAAGCUGAAUUACAGAAGUGUGUGCAUCUGUGUGCUCCUGGUCCUCAUGUGUUUCUGCUGGUGCUCAAACUGGGCGUGAGAUUCACACAAGAGGAGAGAGAGACGGUCAAAUGGAUUCAGGAGAACUUCGGGAAACAAGCUUUGUGUCGUACGAUCAUUGUGUUCACUCACGCUGACCAGCUGAAGGGAAAACCUGUAGAAGAGUACAUCAGCCAAAGCAGAGAUUUACAGAACGUUAUUAAAAUAUGUGAUGGUAGAUAUCACUCAUUCAACAACCAGGAGAAAAAGAAUCAAAGUAAAGUCACAGAACUGCUGAAGAAGAUCGAUGAGAUGCUGGAGGAGAAUGAUAAGAGACAUUACACUAUUGACAUGUUUCAUACAGCUCAGAUUAGGAAGGCGAGGAAAAGGAAACUCUUCCACCAUGUGUCAGAUGUGAGGAUUGUUCUGCUGGGUAAGACGGGAUCAGGAAAGAGCGCCGCAGGAAACACAAUCCUGAACAGAGACGCGUUUACUGAGAAAAACUCUCUGGUUUCAGUUUCAAUGACCUGUGAGAAACAAGAAGCUGUUGUCAAUGGAAAAACCCUAUCAGUGACUGACUGUCCUGGACUGUUUGACACUUCCGUCGAUAACCGAAAACUGAAGCCUUUAAUCGAGGAGUGCAUCUAUCUGUCUGCUCCCGGUCCUCAUGUCUUCCUGGUGGUUUUGAGAUUAGGAGUAAAAUUCACUGAGGAAGAGAAGAAUGCAGUCAAAUGGAUUCAGAAGAACUUUGGAGAAGAUGCUGUGAGGUACACCAUCAUUCUCUUCACUCACGCUGAUGUCCUGAAGGGUAAAUCUCUAGAGAUGUACAUCAGCCAAAGCAAAGAUCUACAUGAGUUAAUUAAAACGUGCUAUGGCAGGUAUCACUCGUUCAACAAUAAGAGCAAAAGUAAUCGAGAUCAAGUGACCGAACUGCUGAAGAUGAUAGAAAAGAUGAACCAGUUUAAUGGACUGAAGCACUACACCAAUGACAUGUAUAAAGCAGCCCAAGAAAAGAUUAGGAGGGAGCAUAUGCUUAAAGAUGUUGGAAAGCGAGGGCUAGUCGCAGCAGGAGCUGCAGCAGGAGCUGCUGCAGGAGUUGUAGCUGUAGGAGCCAGAGAAACUGCAGCCACUUUUGAAGCAGUGGGAUCAGCAGCAGAAGCAGCAGCAGAAGCAGCAAAGAAAUAUCUCGAUGAGUAG
Danio aesculapii is the source of this 1449-nucleotide messenger RNA. RefSeq names its product GTPase IMAP family member 8-like. NCBI's taxonomy places the organism in Eukaryota, Metazoa, Chordata, Actinopteri, Cypriniformes, Danionidae. Gene Ontology annotation, molecular function: GTP binding. The coding region runs from base 1 to 1449 and encodes 482 amino acids. The record is from RefSeq and is a predicted model, not a curated record. The transcript has 3 exons.